Messenger RNA from Schizophyllum commune H4-8, 1919 nucleotides. Its product is annotated as T-complex protein 1. Lineage: Eukaryota; Fungi; Basidiomycota; Agaricomycetes; Agaricales; Schizophyllaceae. Gene Ontology annotation, biological process: protein folding. Gene Ontology annotation, molecular function: ATP hydrolysis activity; ATP binding; ATP-dependent protein folding chaperone. Gene Ontology annotation, cellular component: chaperonin-containing T-complex. The record is from RefSeq and is a predicted model, not a curated record. The transcript is spliced from 6 exons. The coding region runs from base 11 to 1672 and encodes 553 amino acids.
CGCCGUCAUCAUGUCGGGGCAAACACCGGUCUUUGUUAUGAACUCGGCGCCCGAGAGGCAGUCGGGCAGGAAAGCGCAGGCAUCAAAUAUCACCGCGGCAAAGACUGUUGCAGAUGUCAUCAGGACAUGUCUUGGGCCGAAAGCCAUGCUCAAGAUGAUUCUGGAUCCUAUGGGUGGUAUCCUACUUACCAACGACGGCAAUGCGAUCUUGCGAGAGAUCGAUGUCGCUCAUCCGGCUGCGAAGAACAUGAUUGAGUUGAGUCGCACACAAGACGAGGAGUGCGGAGACGGAACGACGAGUGUGAUUAUCCUCGCCGGUGAAAUUCUCGCUCAGUCUCUGUCCCAAUUGGAACGCGACAUCCACCCUGUCGUAAUCAUUUCCGCGUACAACAAGGCUCUCCAGGAGGCCCUCAACAUUAUCAAGCGGAUAUCCAUCCCGAUCGACGUCAACUCCGACGAGCAGAUGCUUUCCCUCAUUAAAACCUCCAUCGGCACCAAGUUCGUUGUCCGAUGGUCCGAGCUCAUGUGCAACCUCGCGUUGCAGGCCAUCCGGAUCGUCUCGCAGGAUCAGGAAAGCACUGGCUCACAAUUCGGCGGCAUCAAGAGCGUCGACAUCAAGCGCUAUGCGCGCGUUGAGAAGGUCCCCGGCGGCGAGAUCGAGGAGUCCCGCGUCCUGAACGGCAUCAUGCUCAACAAGGACAUCACGCACCCGAGCAUGCGCCGGCGCAUCCACAACCCACGCAUCAUCCUCCUCGACUGCCCGCUCGAGUACAAGAAGGGCGAGUCGCAGACGAACAUGGAGUUCUCGAAGGAGGGCGACUGGGAGCGCGCGCAGGAGAUAGAAGAGGAGCAGGUGAAGGCGCUCGCGAACAAGCUCGCCGAGUUCAAGCCGGACCUGGUCAUCACGGAGAAGGGCGUGUCGGACCUCGCGCAGCACGUCUUCGUGAAGCACGGCAUCAGCGCGCUGCGCCGCGUGCGCAAGUCGGACAACAACCGGAUUGCGGCGGCGACGGGCGCGACGAUCGUGAACCGCAUCGAGGACCUGCGCGAAUCCGACAUCGGCACGGACUGCGGGCUGUUCAACAUCGAGAAGAUCGGCGACGAGUACUUCACGUUCCUCACCGAGUGCAAGUCCCCGAAGGCGUGCACUGUCCUCCUCCGCGGGCCAUCGAAGGAUAUCCUCAACGAGAUUGACCGCAACCUCGCGGACGCGAUGUCCGUCGCCCGUAAUGUCGUCUUCUUCCCGUACCUCUGCCCCGGCGGCGGCGCGACGGAGAUGGCCGUCAGCGUUGGCCUCCAGCAGGCGAGCAAGUCGCUCGCGGGCGGUGUCGAGGCGUGGCCCUUCCGCGCCGUCGCGGACGCGGUCGAGGUCAUCCCGCGCACGCUCGUGCAGAAUGCGGGUGGCAACGCGAUCCGGUUGUUGACUGAGUUGCGGGCCAAGCACGCGAACGGCGAGCACCAGUGGGGCAUCGACGGCAACACUGCGAAGCUCGUCGACAUGAAGGAGUACGGCCUCUAUGAGUCCGCCAGCGUCAAGAUCCAGACAUUCAAGACGGCGAUCGAGGCUGCGCGCAUGCUCUUGCGUGUUGACGAUGUCGUGCAGGCCGUAAGGAAGGACAGGGAAGGCGGAGGUGGGGGCGGGGCGCCGCCGGAGGAGAUGAUGGCGGAGUAGGCUGACCCGGAAGUUAGACGAGUUGUAGGGUAAUAGAGGGCGAGUGAGGGCGAGGAAGAGGCAAAUAUUGUAGCAAAACGAGCAUUGCACGUCUACUUACUGUAGUAUAGAUUAUUGCAAGGGCAUACUGACCAGAUCGUGCCCUUCGCUGGGGCUCGACCUGAGGUUCAUUUGCGCCGAGGUCCGUUAACAGGGCCUCGUGGCACGGUCACGGUUACUUGCGUUAUGUCACGGUUCAUGUUCACAG